Messenger RNA from Rhagoletis zephyria (snowberry fruit fly), 1155 nucleotides. Its product is annotated as mucin-5AC. NCBI's taxonomy places the organism in Eukaryota, Metazoa, Arthropoda, Insecta, Diptera, Tephritidae. The record is from RefSeq and is a predicted model, not a curated record.
AUGUUCAUUGAAAAGCUGCUGAAAUAUGUGCUGUUCCUCUUUGCUGCCGCUCUUCCAACAUACGCCUUUUGGUGGACGCCUCCAUCCGCAACCACUACAACUGAAUCGCCUAUGACUUUCAAGCAGAUACCGCUAACCUACUUCCGAACCUACACCUACCAGCCGAUUUCCGGCAAUCCAUUCGCUGCCUUUCCCUUCUACCAUCAUGCGGCGAGCGCGGCGAUGCCGUCCCCUCUUCUAACGGGCACCGCGCGAUACGAACACGCUACAUACAUGCCUGCCGGUGCGUAUCCCAUGAGUUUGGCGCUGCAUCCUCAACUGCAACAACCACAGCUGUAUCAACUGCCCCAGCAACCAGUGUUGCAUGCGAAGCCACUGACAAGUCCCAUCACGAGCAUAAUAAGCACCACGACCACCACAAAGCCACCGACGACGACCAGCACCACCACAACUACAACAACAACGACAACGCCGCCGCCGACGACGACGACAACAACCGCUAGCAGCACCACCAGGGCAACAACUAGCGCACCUGUAUUGCCACUCGCUUCCGACGUACACAGCUUGCCUACCUAUGGCAACGAUGUCCCUAAUUCUCACCCUCACUCGUAUCCCUACCCCUAUCCGACAUACAAUCGACGCGCCUACAUGGGGUACAACUCGCACUACUACCGCGCCGCUUAUCCAUAUCCGGAUUAUACGGUCUACAAGAGCUCGCCGGUGACACGCUUCAAUAGUCAAGGUGGCCCGAUAAAAUUCGUUCCCUGCAUGUGUCCGAUGAGUGUUGGUAACAGCGGGGCGGGCGGAGAAAGUAAUGCGGCACUUUUAGUGCAGGGGCGUACCGCAGAUGGGGAAGACGAUGGUGUGACGGUACUGGAGCGCACUGCGGAUAUGAAUGUGUCUGAUGAUCACAAAGUAGUAGACGAAAAAGAGGGCGAACAGAAACGAGAUAAUGCGGUUGAAGGUAAACCGGCGGUGGAAUCUAAAGUGGACGGACAGGUUGAAGCGGAGAACGUCUUAAAUCCAAACUUGGUGCAAAAGACGGUGGCCACCGGCACAGCUCAACUGAGCACGAAUAAGAUUGAAGAGGAAGUGGUGCGCGCGAAGAGUGUGCCAGAAGGGCGGGACAGGAAUAAAGGUUUGGUGGUCGCAUAA